GUUCCUAAUAGUAGGAGGAAAGCUUUCAGUCUUUCAGUAUGGGCCAGGGCGUUUUGAACACCUUGGUUCUGCUUCAGUCUCCACUGCCAUCUCUGGGACCUUGCCCAUGUCACCUGUUGCACUUCCCUCAGCUGAAAAAUGAUGAGAUUAAUUCGAAAGGACCUUUCUUUCCAGUUUUGAAAGGACCUUUCUUUCCAGUUCUUACUUCCCUAUGCCUCUGCAGUUUUUCUUUGGUAUUCUUUUUUCUUGGGUAGUUCCCUUGAACAUUUGUUAGAUCAUCAUACGAAAUUUAUAAGUUUACUUGGAAAUAUUUGCAAGUUCUUUUCCAUACCUAUUUUGAUUACCUUCGACUACCACAAUUCUGAACAAUCUAACCUAGAAGGAAAUUUCAGAAAUUGAGACAUGCAAGAGAAAUGUUUUAAUGGAUCCAUAUUUCCUUUCCUUUGAAACUCUGAGCGGCCAGGAAAAGAAAUUGUUUUGGGAAGAUUGCUCAUUUCCACAAAAGGUCUGCGAACCACGGCUUCUCCCACUCCGCCCUCUGACAGUCGGUACCUUUUUGUUUUCAGACUCUCAGCGUUCUCAUCUCUCCUCCUUCACCAUGAAGCUGAUGGACAAAUUCCACUCUCCCAAAAUCAAGAGAACGCCAUCAAAGAAGGGAAAACCAGCUGAAGUGUCUGUGAAGGUUCCAGAGAAGCCUGUGAACAAAGAGGCAACAGACAGAUUUCUACCAGAGGGCUACCCUAUCCCCUUGGAUCUGGAGCAGCAGGCAGUAGAAUUUAUGUCCACCAGUGCUGUGGCUUCCAGGUCUCAAAGGCAGAAGAACCUGAGCUGGCUGGAAGAGCAAGAGAAGGACGUUGUCAGUGCCUUGCGCUACUUUAAGACCAUUGUGGACAAAAUGGCAAUUGAUAAGAAGGUACUGGAGAUGCUUCCAGGGUCAGCCAGCAAGGUGCUGGAAGCCAUCCUACCCCUGGUGCAUAACGAUCCUCGAACUCAACACAGCCCCUACACCUCAGCAUCUCACCUCACCACUACCACAAGACAACUCACCUCUGAUUUAUCAUUCUUAAGCUCAGCCCUGUCCUCCUGCUAUAGCCGAGUGUACCAAAGUCUCGCCAACCUCAUUCGUUGGUCUGACCAAGUGAUGCUAGAAGGUGUGAACUCAGAAGAUAAAGAGAUGGUGACAACUGUGAAGGGGGUCAUCAAAGCCGUGCUGGAUGGAGUGAAGGAGCUGGUCAGACUUACCAUUGAGAAGCAGGGGCGUCCGUCUCCAACAAGCCCAGUGAAGCCCAGCUCCCCGGCCUGCAAACCUGACAGCCAGUCUGAGCUCCCCCUGACAGAUCGAGAGAUGGAGAUUCUAAACAAGACAACUGGGAUGUCACAGUCGACUGAGCUGCUCCCAGACUCUGCGGAUGAAGAGGUCGCACCUCCCAAGCCCCCUUUACCUGGCAUCCGAGUGGUUGAUAAUAGCCCUCCACCAGCAUUGCCACCCAAGAAAAGACAGUCGGCUCCAUCCCCUACCCGAGUGGCUGUAGUGGCCCCCAUGAGCCGAGCUACCAGUGGCUCUAGUUUGCCUGUUGGAAUUAAUAAGCAGGAUUUUGACGUUGACUGUUACUCACAGAGACGACUCUCAGGAGGCAGCCACUCAUACGGCGGAGAGUCCCCUCGCCUUUCCCCCUGCAGCAGCAUAGGCAAGCUCAGCAAGUCGGAUGAGCAGCUGUCCUCUCUGGACAGGGACAGCGGGCAGUGCUCCCGGAACACAAGCUGUGAAACACUAGAUCACUAUGAUCCCGACUAUGAAUUCCUCCAGCAAGACCUCUCUAACACAGACCAGAUACCUCAGCAAGUGGCCUGUAACCUUAGCCCGUUGCCGGAGUCCUUGGGGGAGUCUGGGUCUCCAUUUCUUGGCCAUCCUUUCCAGCUGCCUCUUGGCAGCUGUCCCCAGCCAGAGGGGCCCUUGGCCCUGGGGCAGCAGACAGACACACCGCCUGCUCUCCCAGAGAAGAAGCGCAGGAGUGCAGCCUCCCAGACCACGGACAGCUCUGGCUGCAAGGUGUCCUACGAGCGACACCCUUCACAGUAUGACAACAUCACCGAGGAUGACCUGCAGAACCCAGCCUCAGUCCAGUCUGUCCCCUUCACACCCUUUGCUGCUGUUCUCCCCUUUCAGCAAGGAGGAUCUCCAGCCCCUGUCGAGUUUGUGGGUGACUUCACUGUUGCUGAUUCAACGGGUGACCCAGAAAAACCACCUCCUCUACCAGAGAAGAAAAACAAACACAUGCUGGCCUACAUGCAGCUGCUCGAGGACUACUCCGAGCCCCAACCCUCCAUGUUCUACCAGACGCCGCAGAACGAGCACAUCUACCAGCAGAAGAACAAGCUCCUCAUGGAAGUGUAUGGCUUCAACGACUCCUUCAGCAGUGGAGACUCAGCACAGGAGCUGGCCCCACCCCCUGCCCUUCCCCCAAAGCAGCGGCAGCUGGAAUCACCAGCUGUGAAAGGUGGACAUCCCAAAGAUUCCUCCUCAGUUGGCGGUGCACCUGGGAAGGAAAACAGAGAAGGCCGUGAAAGGAUGCCAAAAUCACCAGAUGCUCUGGAGGUGGCUCAAUCAGAGGAGGAAGUGGAUGAGCUGUCCCUGAUUGACCACAAUGAAAUUAUGGCAAGGUUGACACUCAAGCAAGAGGGUGACGACGGACCAGACGUCCGUGGAGGAUCUGGGGAUAUCUUACUGGUCCAUGCUACUGAGACAGACAGGAAAGACUUGGUGUUGUACUGUGAAGCCUUCUUGACAACCUAUCGGACCUUCAUCACCCCUGAGGAGCUCAUCAAGAAGCUGCAGUACAGAUAUGAGAAAUUUUCUCCCUUUGCUGACACAUUCAAGAACCGUGUCAGCAAGAACACGUUCUUCGUGCUGGUGAGAGUGGUGGAUGAGCUGUGCCUAGUGGAGUUGACAGAAGAGAUUUUGAAGCUGCUGAUGGAGCUGGUCUUCCGCCUGGUGUGCAAUGGGGAGCUCAGCCUUGCCCGCGUGCUCCGGAAGAACAUCCUGGACAAGGUGGCCCAGAAGAAGUUGCUCAAGUGUGCCAACUCCGACCAGCCCCUGGCGGCCAGGGGAGUAGCAGCCAGGCCAGGGACCUUGCAUGACUUUCACAGCCAUGAAAUAGCAGAGCAGCUGACACUGCUAGAUGCUGAGCUCUUUUAUAAAAUAGAGAUCCCCGAGGUUUUGCUUUGGGCAAAAGAGCAAAAUGAGGAGAAGAGCCCCAACCUGACCCAGUUCACUGAGCACUUCAACAACAUGUCCUACUGGGUCCGGUCAAUAAUCAUGUUACAGGAAAAGGCCCAGGACAGGGAACGGCUGCUAUUGAAGUUCAUCAAGAUCAUGAAGCACUUACGAAAACUAAAUAAUUUCAACUCCUACCUGGCCAUCCUCUCUGCGCUGGACUCGGCGCCCAUCCGCAGACUGGAGUGGCAGAAGCAGACCUCAGAGGGCCUGGCCGAGUACUGCACGUUAAUUGACAGCUCGUCCUCCUUCCGCGCCUACCGGGCAGCCCUCUCAGAGGUGGAGCCUCCCUGCAUCCCGUACCUGGGGCUGAUUCUACAGGACCUCACCUUUGUUCACCUGGGAAACCCAGACUAUAUUGACGGAAAAGUGAAUUUCUCCAAACGGUGGCAGCAGUUCAACAUCCUCGACAGCAUGCGGCGCUUCCAGCAGGCACACUAUGACAUCCGGAGAAACGAUGACAUUGUAAACUUCUUCAAUGACUUCAGUGACCACCUGGCUGAGGAGGCCCUAUGGGAACUCUCUCUGAAAAUCAAACCCCGGAACAUAACAAGGAGAAAAACAGACCGAGAAGAGAAAACCUAGGAACAGGUGUGUGAGCGAGGAGAAUGCUCAAGAGACGCGCAGCGGGCAGCUCCGAGACCGGACGAGACUUUGGACCUGGUGCACGGCGGAAGUCCCUCUCCUCGAGCAGGCUGAGAGUAUCUGGGCCUCGGAGCCCCAGGCCCGGCCAGGCCUCUGGUGUGAUGACGGGCCCAGAGCCGGAGCCUGCUGGCAGCUUCCCACCCUCCCUCCUCUGCAGGAGCAGACCCUACGGCCCACAGAGGAGCCCACCUGGCAGGUGUUAGGACUGAUUUGUGAACUGGUGGUUUCCUUAUUUUUAAUUUUUUCUGCUUUCACUUCUCUUUCCCUCUCCCCCUCCUGCCCACGCCCCUCCAGCCUGGGAGUGGCGCAGAGUUGGCAUCAGCAGGAUGAGGAAUAGAGGGCUCCGCAGCUUCCCUCAUCUGGCAGUCUGCAUGUUCUGAGGGGACAUGUGAGCAGAGGCUCAGCAGGACCCUAGGGGAUAGCUGCCUUCCAGAUGAGCUAGGGUGGAGGGAGACUCAGGGGUAGGCCAAGAGCAGAGAGGAUCAGGGGAGGCCCCUUUCACUUUCCAUUCUCUGCUUUCUAGAAUGGAGGACGGUGUGCAGUUUCGCCUGGCCCAGAGAGGUGUGGCAGGUGGCGUUUCAGCAACCCCUCAUCACGGUACUGGUUUUCAGAACUGUCCUGCUGCACCUAUAGGCCGCCCCUUCGCUGGGUGGUGAGCAAUGGCAGCCUCUGUCACCUUGUAGCACCUUAGCGUCUCCCCCACCCCACUCCAUUGGGCCCCUCUGCCCGUAAUUUCACAGUUUUCCAUCAGCCACUUUCAGAAGUACUUUGGGGAGCUGGGAAGAAGAGGUUGGAAAAGGGAGGACUUUACCAUCAAAGAAACACUUUUUUAUUGCUGGGAGUCUUUUUAACUUUUCUGAGCUGGGCGGUAGCUGUUGGUGGGUUAAUCCAGAGAGAGGGGAGCAUGGAGGAGCAUUUCUGUCCCGGGAAGAAGCCCGCAGACCCCCUCUUCUGUUGUGUCUGUUGCUUGCUGUGUGCCUUAAACUCUACCCUGUGCCCCCCAACCCCGGUCCCAGAGGCUUCCCUCUGACCUCACC
Messenger RNA from Trichechus manatus latirostris (Florida manatee), 4956 nucleotides. It is a transcript of the gene RAPGEF1, whose product is annotated as Rap guanine nucleotide exchange factor 1. The record is from RefSeq and is a predicted model, not a curated record. NCBI's taxonomy places the organism in Eukaryota, Metazoa, Chordata, Mammalia, Sirenia, Trichechidae. Gene Ontology annotation, cellular component: plasma membrane. The coding region runs from base 422 to 3859 and encodes 1145 amino acids. Gene Ontology annotation, molecular function: guanyl-nucleotide exchange factor activity. The transcript has 24 exons. Gene Ontology annotation, biological process: positive regulation of GTPase activity; Ras protein signal transduction.